AAGCUCGGCCUCCAAACUUAUCAGUGUUGAACCGUGGUUCAAUGAGGACAGCCUGUGCUUCUGAUCUCAGGGUCCUGGCAGUAGCAGUUCGGGGAGCGUGCGUUAGACCAAAGGCGCUCGUCAAAUCUUGCGUGAUGGCAAUUCGGCUUCGUAUUGGCCCAUCAUUGAUCCUGUUACUCUUCUUCUGGACGACAACUGUUGCAGCUCGUGAAAAGUCAAAAGAGAAUUUACUAUUUGAGAGAUUGUUGCGACACAAUGAAAGUGACACACUUGCCCGACCACUCCUGAAUGUCUCUGAUGCUCUGUAUGUAAACAUGUCAGUUCAUCUUCUACAGAUACUGGACUUGGAUUCCAAGGCACAGUCAGUUAGUUUCUCCGGUUACCUAGAAGUGCGCUGGAAAGACUACGAGUUGACUUGGAAGCCUGAGGAUUUCGGUGGUUUGAUGCAUGUCACCAUACCAGGCAAGAACACGUGGGUACCUGACAUUGGUCAGAUUAACAGCUUGGAGGGGCAGUUUGACUUUUCCAAAGACGAGCAGAAUAUCCGGCUGAUACUAUUCCAUACGGGCGAAAUAAGAUGGUAUCCCGCAGGCGUUUACAAAGCCGGCUGUCAACUGGAUCUGACAUACUUCCCCUUCGAUGAGCAGAAAUGCGCCUUCACGUUCGCAAGCUGGACGUACACGACGGAUGCAUUGCAAAUACACGCCAUUCAGGAUACUAUUCAAGUUAGUAAGGUUGCCGGCGGUUCGCAGUGGAAAAUAAUUGCGACAUCCAUGUUUGUCCAUAUUGGAAAAUUCCAACCAGAUGAAAAGGACUUUUCAUUUCUGUACGCGGAGUUAGUAUCAGAGCGGCUUGCGAUAUUCUACGUGAUUCACAUCAUACUCCCCACGACGGUGAUAUCGUUGCUGUCUCUGUCGGCGUUUCUGCUCCCCUGCGAGUCUGGAGAGAAGGUCUCACUGGGGAUCACCAUCCUCCUGGCAUUCUCUGUGUUCCAGUUGGUUCUCGCAGAUCAACUUCCAACCAACACCAGUUCCGUUCCUAUUUUGGUUGUAUACCUUACAACACUGAUAAUUCUCUCGGGAAUCUCCACACUUCUCUCGGUAUUCAUUCUGAACCUUCACCACAUGGAAAGCGACACGAUACUUCCAAACAUGGCCAGAACUAUAGUCUAUGGCCUCAUUGCUAAAAUUACAUUUUACAAGACUUAUCACAGGUUAUCAGCAUCUUUCGGAAAGAACUACAAAUUUGACCACGAGGUGAUGAUGCCACUGGGCAAUAUCGAGGACCGGACGGAUUCAAGAAAGGGCCGAGCGGAUCACUCAAACAGUAACACAAACAACGAUGACGUUUUACACAUGUUAAGGAAUAUUAAUGCACAUUUGUCAAAAAUGGUAACACAACGAGAGGAGAGCCAUCGGGAGGAUGUUAUAAAAUGUGAAUGGAAGGAAUCUGCUAGUAUUAUUGAUCGAAUGUUCAUGGUUAUAUACCUUAUUGUUCUUUUCGUUAUAACGGCGUCGUUUCUGAGUAUAAUGCCUAACAACCAAAAUGUAUAAGGCUCUUUUAUGUAUUUUUGCUAACCACCAUCUCCUGCACGAGGCCACUAUGGCUUGAACGAAAGGGACAGGGUCGGCAUCACCCAGGGCUUUUCAAUUUCUCUUCAACUCGGCCUGUUGCUGAAAGUCUCUGAUGUAGAGAUAUUGCCCGGGAGAUAAUGCCCCAAAAAACGUGCGACGACACUAAAUCACUUUUAGGGAUAGAUUGUAUACAAUAUGUAGCACUUAUAAGGAAGAUUUUUAAGGCUGAACUAGAUGGUUUAGACUCAUUUGGCAUGUGUGUUUGGAGCGUUUGAUCAGGGAGUGCUGUUUACAUUCGUUGGUUGCCAAAAAAAUGGGCCGCUAAAACUGGCUCUGUAGCUAAUAAACACUAUGACUGUCAUC
This is a messenger RNA of Lineus longissimus, 1937 nucleotides long. Its product is annotated as acetylcholine receptor subunit alpha-1-B-like. The record is from RefSeq and is a predicted model, not a curated record. Gene Ontology annotation, molecular function: excitatory extracellular ligand-gated monoatomic ion channel activity; transmitter-gated monoatomic ion channel activity involved in regulation of postsynaptic membrane potential; transmembrane signaling receptor activity. Lineage: Eukaryota; Metazoa; Nemertea; Pilidiophora; Heteronemertea; Lineidae. Gene Ontology annotation, cellular component: synapse; plasma membrane; neuron projection. Bases 42 to 1553 code for a protein of 503 amino acids. The transcript has 7 exons. Gene Ontology annotation, biological process: monoatomic ion transmembrane transport; nervous system process; regulation of membrane potential.